GGUGUGUCCGCUCUCGUUCUAAGCGUUGUUGCAGCCGCCUCUGUUGGCAUUUGCCGCCUGGAGGCUGUUGGCGGCGGACGCAGAAUAGUAACUGCGCACGACGUAACGGACUCUUAUGAGGAAAGGAGGCGGGAGAUAAGCGAAACAAACCGUGCACCAGACGUUGAUGGUUCCACUCAAGACUGGAUGUUUAGCCUGAUUUACUUGGCACAAUGUCUGCUCUGCCUUCUUACGGAGACUAACAACAGAUUCAGAAGAAGCUAACAGCUAAUGGCUUCUGACUCUAUGGUCCCAGAACAAGCAAAGCAUCGUGUCAUUAAAGGGAAAAGGCAGCAGCAACAUGAAAGGUCAUCUUUAAACAGUGAUGGGGAAGAAGACACAUUUGUAUUUGAAGCAAAUGAAGCUUGGAAGGAUUUUCACAGCUCUCUCCUUCACUUCUAUGAAGCUGGGGAACUUUGUGAUGUUACGCUAAAGGUGGGGUCAAAAUUGAUUUCCUGUCACAAGCUUGUACUGGCCUGUGUCAUUCCUUACUUCCGAGCGAUGUUUCUUUCUGAAAUGGCAGAAGCCAAGCAGUCAUUGAUUGAGAUCAAAGACUUCGAUGGUGAUGCCAUAGAGGAUUUGGUCAAGUUUGUGUACUCAUCUCGACUGACUUUGACAGUAGACAAUGUCCAGCCACUCUUAUAUGCUGCCUGCAUUCUCCAAGUGGAGGUAGUGGCCAAAGCUUGCUGUGAGUACAUGAAACUGCACUUCCAUCCUUCAAAUUGCCUGGCAGUGAGGGCUUUCGCUGAGAGUCACAACCGUGUUGACUUGAUGGACAUGGCUGAUCGCUAUGCCUGUGAACAUUUUGCUGAAGUAGUGGAGUGUGAAGACUUUGUGAGUGUGUCACCUCAACACCUGCAUAAACUGUUGUCUUCAAAUGACCUGAGCAUUGAGAGUGAAAAGCAGGUUUAUUGUGCUGCUAUUAAAUGGCUUCUUGCUAACCCACAGCAUCAUGCUACAUGGUUAGAUGAAAUAGUUGCACAGGUACGCCUGCCUCUGUUACCCAUUUGUUUUCUCAUGGGAGUGGUGGCAAAAGAAGAGAUUGUCAAACAGAAUCUGAAAUGCCGGGAUUUGUUGGAUGAAGCAAGAAACUACCACCUUCACUUGAGCAGUCAUACAGUACCAGAUUUUGAAUAUUCUGUCAGGACCACACCAAGGAAGCACACAGCAGGUGUCCUUUUUUGUGUUGGUGGUCGUGGUGGAUCGGGUGACCCAUUUCGCAGCAUUGAAUGCUACUCGAUAAAUAAGAACAGCUGGUUUUUUGGCCCUGAGAUGAACAGUAGGCGGAGACACGUGGGUGUAAUCUCUGUGGGAGGUAAAGUUUAUGCAGUAGGUGGGCAUGAUGGAAAUGAACACCUAGGCAGCAUGGAAAUGUUUGAUCCUGUGACAAAUAGAUGGAUGAUGAAAGCAUCAAUGAAUACCAAAAGGCGAGGGAUUGCUCUUGCUUCUCUUGGAGGCCCCAUUUAUGCCAUUGGAGGCCUAGAUGAUAAUACUUGCUUCAGCGAAGUGGAGAGAUAUGACAUUGAAUCUGAUCACUGGAGUGGAGUAGCACCUAUGAAUACACCUCGGGGAGGAGUUGGCUCUGUGGCUCUGAUGAACUAUGUAUAUGCUGUUGGGGGGAAUGAUGGUGUAGCUUCCCUUUCCAGUGUGGAAAAGUAUGAUCCUCAUCUGGAUAAAUGGAUAGAAGUGAAAGAAAUGGGCCAACGGAGGGCUGGCAAUGGAGUUAGUGAGCUCCAUGGCUGCUUAUAUGUAGUUGGUGGCUUUGAUGACAACUCUCCACUUAGCUCUGUUGAACGAUUUGACCCUCGCAGUAACAAGUGGGAAUACGUAGCCGAGCUCACAACUCCUCGAGGUGGAGUUGGCAUAGCAACUUUAAUGGGCAAAAUUUUUGCAGUGGGAGGACAUAAUGGUAACGCUUACUUGAAUACAGUGGAAACAUUUGAUCCUGUGGUGAACAGGUGGGAGCUUGUGGGUUCUGUGUCUCACUGCAGAGCUGGGGCUGGCGUAGCUGUCUGUGCUUGUCUGGGCAGCCAAAUCCGUGACAUGGGUCAUGGGUCCAGCAAUGUUGUGGAUUGCAUGUGAAUUUAGGGUGAAGGCAGUAAUGACUGUGAAAUGUUACAGGACUUCCCAACUAUUUCAAGACAUUUUGAACUCUUGUACAAGUAUGUAUAAAUAUUCCAAAAGGUUUUUGUAUAAUAAUUUGGGGUGGUGUGGCAGCUUUUAAAUGUCUUUCUGAAACAGAAAAUGUUUAGAAAAAAAUGGAAGACAUCAUCAACAAUUGUUUAAAAAAAGUCUCCCAGUGUGUUCGUUGCUGAAGGUGUUUGAUUUCCAGCAUCCUUUAACUUACCAAAUAUUGGAGAAAUAACUAUCUGCUGUUUUCAAGUGACUCUGCUGCUUCUCAGGUCUAUUCUCCAAAAGGCUUGUACUCCAGCACUUAAAAGACAACUCUGAAGAACACCUUAUAUUCUAUUCAAAACUGUUUCCUUCAUUACUAACAUGUUCUUCUGCUGUACUAUGCAAACUACAUUAGACCUUGUGGAUUCUUGAAAAAAGAAAUAUGAUGUCUUGGAGGUUGCUUAGAUUUGAUUGUUGGGCAGAAAAAGCAGCUGUCAGGCUGAGUGAUCUACAUUUUUCAGAAACUGAUGUUUCAGCUUGUUUGGCUUAAUUAGUAUGGAACAAGAGCACCACCAUAUGCUUCUUUAUUUAAAGACAAACAACUUGCAACAGAAAAUUACUGAUUGCUGGUGAAAUAACCUGGUUUGUUUCUUGGUGGUGGAGAAUCUCCAUGUCAUCCUAAUUGUGUACAGUUAUAAAAAUUGAUGCCAGAGAGAUUCUGAAUGCAUUCUUUUUUAUUUUAUCAUGAAUCAUCUCUCUGUUUUCAUAGUGCCUAUUGGUGGGCAGUGUAGAAGUCACACUUGCAGACUUUGUGUCUACAUCCUGGAUUGCUCCCCUGUCAGAUUUCUCAUGUUACUUUACCCCAUGGGCAUUUGCAACAGCCGUGGCCAGAACAUGUACUUCUUUAUAGCAUGAGGAAAGUCAAGCAUUUGAUAAUCAUUCAGCAAAUCACUUGGAGGGUGGGUAGCCUGUGAUUUGUGUCUAACCCUAAAAUGAUUUCUCUGGUUAAUCUGCAUUAUUUCCAUUAAUAGCAAAGUAGGAGAAUUUUUUGUGUGCUCUUGGUCUAUACACCUGUGUAUUUACUGUCCUAGUUAUCAUUUCCAGCAAGAAAAAAUACUGUAUGUUGAUAAACAGCUGGAAGCUGUAUUCUAAGUCUCACUUGGCAUUUAAAAUAACUGACACAAGCUCUUCCUAAAGUUGCUAUGCUACUUUCAAGCCACUGCUGUGGUGUCACUCUAUUUCCCAUGCUCUUUGAGAGAAUGGAUUGUGAAAUCUGUCACAUAGUGACUGUGUCCUUGUGUAAAUGCCUUUCAAAUUGUGGAUGAAAGACUGUGCCAUAUGCCCAAGACCUCUGCAGAAAGAACUGUAUAUAUGGAAGCUAAUUCCUCAUCAACUCAGGCCUGUUUAUCUGAUAUACCCCCUUACUAGUUGGACCACUAAAGUUUUGGAGUGCUGCCACCACAAGUGAGGAGAAAUGCCUUUUGCUAUUUUUUAUAUAUAUAACUUGUGCCAUUGUUACUCAGAGAAGACACUGUUAGCAAAUUAGUGAAUAUCACUUUAAAUUUUUUUGUCUGGCUAUCAGAAAGAAUUAGAUUUCUGUGCAAAUUUAAUAAAGGUUUUUUUUAAUAGGAAAUGUAAUAUUUUGUUUUUGGUUUAAGAUGAAUGUUCAUAUUUUGAUGAAGCCAAUCCUCCUUUCUUAGUUUCACUCAAAAUCUUUUUUUUUUUUUUUUUGGCCAGAAGUAGCUUUUAAUUUGUUCUUGGUGCUCACCCUAUGCAGCUUUAUAUGGGAGACUCUGGCGUGGUACAGAGUGCCAAAAAGAGGCGCCGGGGAGGCGUCUCACCUUGCUCUGCAGCAGCACCGUAGCAACCAAAUUGUGCGGUGCUGCAGUGCAGAAAGAAAGGAGCGGGCAGAAGUGGCUUUUUUUGCGACGCGCCAAAGCGCCAGUGAUGGUGCAAUGACGUGCCACUGGCGCGGCGCCUUGGAUGCUGCACUGCUAGCACGUCAUCGCUGCGCACACCAUCUGAAUGGUGCUGUGCAGCUGCGGCACACCCUGCCCCCGAGCAACGCUAGCACAUCAUGAGCGUGCCGCAAAGGGCCCGUCUGUACCAGGCCUCUGUAUAGCUUUAUUCUGAGCAUAACCAGAGAGGCCCUAUGCUAGGACAGGAAAACCUUUGAGUGGCAAAACCUCACAGGCCAGAAAAUGGAACACACACAGCUUUCUCAUAAGGAAAUUCAUGCAAUUUUGAUGUACAAAUGAAUUUGAGUGGUGCACAAUUGUAGAAGAAAAUCGUUACUUCACAUCUCUUAAGAUGCUCAUCAAGGCCUGAGGAAAAGUGUACGUGACCAAAGCUUUAUGCCCAGACCAUUUUGGAUGAGUGAGAAUGGAUUGCAGCAGAACAGUAGGGACAGAAGAAUAUUGUGUUUCUUGAAGAAACAGUUAAGUAGUUUUUCUCUGUGUAAUUCUGUCACAAAGCCCACAAAUGGCUGCUUUACAGUUGCACUGCCACUUCUUUGUAUAUGUCUGUGGUAUACAGUGAAGAAAAGAUAGAAUAAAGCUGAAUAUUAUGUUGUAUGGAAAUGGGGAAUAUUGUAAUAAAAUGUGUUUAUUGUUUGA
This is a messenger RNA of Sceloporus undulatus (fence lizard), 4769 nucleotides long. RefSeq names its product kelch like family member 8 (gene KLHL8). NCBI's taxonomy places the organism in Eukaryota, Metazoa, Chordata, Lepidosauria, Squamata, Phrynosomatidae. The coding region runs from base 271 to 2121 and encodes 616 amino acids. The transcript has 10 exons. The record is from RefSeq and is a predicted model, not a curated record. Gene Ontology annotation, molecular function: protein binding.